AUGGAGCCUCAAGUUCCUGUGCGCGCCAAGGUCUUCCUCUGUGCCAGCUAUGCAUUGGCGGCAUGGGCAUGGCGCAGCUGGGAAUUCAUUGUCGCCCUCGUCCUUAUUGAGUUGUACCCCGACUCCUUACUCAUGGUUUCCGCUUACGGUCUCCUGGACAACAUGGCACGUGUGCUGCUAGGGCCCGCAGUUGGGAGCUAUGUCGAUCGUCACGAACGCAUGCCUGGUGCCCAAGCUAUGUUACGGCUCCAGAACCUCUGCAUCGGCGGCAGCGCAGCGGCCGCGCUGGUGCUGCUGUGGCCCAGGUCCGCCGCCACGGAGCACAAGGCCGUCUACUGGUCGUUAAUGUGGCUGCUGACCGUCCUGGGCUCUGCUAGCUCCGCGGGCAGCACAGGCGUGUCUAUUUCAGUGGAGCGCGAGGCGGUCAAGACGUUAUGCGGCGCAGACGGCCGGGCGUUGGCAGCACUCAACUCCGUCAUGCGGGCCAUCGACUUGACGGCGCUGCUCUGCGCCCCACUGGCGGCGGGCCUGCUCAUGACGGCAGCUGGGCCGUUUACGGCGGUGGCAGCGAUGGCGGCGUACUGCGGUGUGGCGUACGUACCGGAGGUGCUGCUGCUGGGGGCGGCGUUCCGCGCGGCGCCAGUGCUUGGGCAGCCCAAGGUUCGGGCAGCCAGUGACAGUGCCGUGUCUGGCGGCCAGGCUGCCGGCUUGGGUGGCGCAGACGCGGAUACGGAGGAGCGCACUGGCCUGCUGGCAGGAUGCGCCGACUGUGCCGGGGAACAAGCCAUCAGCAGACGAGACCCUCACACCAGUGGCGCGGGCGGCAAGGCGGGGCCCGCCGUGACAGUCGCCGCGACAGGAACGGACCCUGAGCACCUGCGGUCUUGCUUUGAGGAUUCCACAGGAGGCUGCAUCUCCAGCGGGGGAACUAGAGGGGAGCCCCAGGGCGGAGACCGGGGAUCACGGCGUGCGGAGGGUUCAGAUGAUGACGAUGACGGCGACUUCGGGGACCGAGCGGACUCGGCGCGUCUGAACCAGCCGCUGCUUCUGGAUGCAGCCGAGUCGCUGCCGACCUCCGUGUCAGCGACCUGGGAGGGCGGCGACGACAGGCUCGUUACCGGUGAUCGUUCCGCUGGCAGCCGGUCCCAGCACGCAAUUAGCGUUAAGGUCGGCGGCGUCAUGGUGGCGGCGGGAGGCGGCGGGGAAUUAUCGAACACCAGCUCCGUGACGGCGCUGGAGAUGACAUCCCCUACAGCCGCUACCUCGUGCGGCGGCGGCGGCCUGGCACGAUUGCGUGUUCUGCUGCGCGCCGUGAGAAGUCAGUUCGGAUUAUAUUGUGAUAGCUGGCGCGUUUACUUGCAACAGAGCGUGCUGCUGCUGUGUGUGGCUCUGGCCCUGCUGUACAUGACGGUCCUCAGUUUGGGUUUCCUCAUGACAUCGUUCCUUAAAUGGAGCGGCUUGAGUGAGGCAGAGGUGUCGGGUUACCGAGGUAUCGGUGCGCUGACAGGCUUGGCGGCCACCGCCAUCUUCCCGCCACUGUCCGCCCGCGCCGGCCUCCUCUUCUGCGCCGUCGCCGGCGUGACGUACCAGCUGGCAUGUCUAGCGGCUGGCGUGUUGCCGGUGGUGACGCCGACCAUGGCGGGCGGCGACGGCCAGAGGCCCUCCGUGCCGCAAGUGCGCAUUCUCGUGGCGGGCCUUGUUUCCUCACGUACGGGCCUAUGGCUGUACGACCUGGCCGUGACGCAGCUCAUACAGGAGGAGGUCCGGCAAGACCAGCUCGGAUCCGUGUAUGGCGUUCAGAGCAGCCUUCAGGCGUCAUUCGAGAUGAUGUCUUUCGUAGCCGGCCUGAUUGGCGGGUGCUUUCCGUUUGCUACAAUGAUGUCCUUCCGUGUUUCAACGCUGCUAAUCUUAGCAGUUGCAACGGCCCGAUGCCUGGCUCAGUAUGAGUAUGAUUAUGGUUACGGCUAUGAUUUCUAUGACACCGAAGACGACUUCUACUAUGACGAGUAUGGCUAUUAUGGGGACGAAGACGAGUCCUAUUAUGAGUAUUACGGCUACUACGCUGAUGACUUCGCGGGCUACGAGGAUUAUUACGCUGAAGAGUAUGACUUCUUCGAGGAAUGUUUCUUUGACACGAACGGUCAGCCUGUGCUAGCCAACGGGACCGCCUCUUGUGACAUCAAGAUUGCCGGGGUUAACAAACAGGCUGACAAGCUAACUGGCGGGCUGGACGGCAUUUAUAAGCUGACCUCUUGCUAUAAUGGCAAGCCUAUGUACAAGCGCCAGAGUAGCCCUCCCGGUGAGGACCGCGUUCUCUGGUACUCAAGCACCUUCGGCGACUGGGAUGUUUCUAAGGGCUCUGAGCCCAACGAAGCGGAAAUUCUCAUGUAUGGUGGUGAGAUGGAGCAUGCCUCAGUCCCUCUAUUUGUUGGCAGCUGGCACCUGGGUGGCGAUCUCAAGUCUGAUACAGCCCUUGGCGAGGACGACUACCUGCCAAUCAACGUGAAUGUGUCUUGUGCUGAUGGAACAGUGUAUACUGCUGGACUGAACAGUUACAAACAAGUGGUUGGUCCGGUGUUGACAGACGCGGAGAUUGAGGCCAAGUACAGCUACAUCUAUGAGAAGUAUAGCAAGUCGGACCCCAGCCCAACGAUCAACUUUACGUUCGUUGUCCUGCUUGUGAUGAGCGGUCUCACGAUUGUCCUGGCCAUUCCAUAUUUCUUGCUACGGAAGAAGGGAGCAAAGGGGGGGUCCAUCUCCGUCAGUUUUGCCCAGAUGCUUACCCAGAGCAAAAAGAAGAGCUCUGGGCACAUCAAUUAGUUCGCGCAUCGCGCUUAUUCUUUGCGCAUGUGACCCAAACUGUGCGCUUUUGUGCCGCUGCGCGUGAACGGACGAGUGUGUGUUUUGCACUGAUUUAGACUUGACAGAUCCCCCGGCUGACGCAGUUAGUCAUUCCCAGGGCCCGUGGGAACAGUUCGCGGUGUAUGGACGUUGUAUAUGUACGGCAACAUCUGAUUUCCAGGCUUCAACCCGUUCGGCGUGUGUGUGUGAAAGCGGCUACGGCUAGCACGCUCGGCAGGCGUGUGGGCGUCGCCGAUUGAAAAGGCGGCAUGCCGACUGUUUUAAUUUAAUGCGCCUCAUAUUCAGGCGGCGCGGAGCGCUGCCUAAAGCGCUGUGACAAUAUUCUUUGUUUGUGUCUGUUCAGAACGGCGAAGAUGCUUUUGAGCUGAUGGUACAAGGUCGGACAAGAAAUGGUAACAGUUUUCAUACUCCGAUGUAAUCUGUAGGACCG
Molecule: messenger RNA, 3292 nt
Organism: Volvox carteri f. nagariensis
Lineage: Eukaryota; Viridiplantae; Chlorophyta; Chlorophyceae; Chlamydomonadales; Volvocaceae
Product: ferroportin
Exons: 7
Coding region: 1-2820 (939 amino acids)
Biological process (GO): iron ion transmembrane transport
Cellular component (GO): membrane
Molecular function (GO): iron ion transmembrane transporter activity
Source: RefSeq, a predicted model, not a curated record